This is a messenger RNA of Penicillium cataractarum, 180 nucleotides long. RefSeq lists its product as uncharacterized. The coding region runs from base 1 to 180 and encodes 59 amino acids. The transcript has a single exon. The record is from RefSeq and is a predicted model, not a curated record. NCBI's taxonomy places the organism in Eukaryota, Fungi, Ascomycota, Eurotiomycetes, Eurotiales, Aspergillaceae.
AUGUCUGCGCCAGGAGGCGCUCCCAGCCCUGCGCCGCGGGGCGGCAGCAUGGGACCUGGCGCAAAUGGAGGCAACAUGCCCAUGUCGUCGCAACAGCCCAUGUCUGGAACUCCUGUACACUCGGCACCUCCCCUGGUCCACCACCUCCGCAGAGUGGUGCUAUGUCACAACAGAAUUUGA